UUCAUUCAGAUAAUAGGAGCUCUACCCGUGACAGAUGGCAGAAGGGCACAUCUUCUGAAAACUUACUAAAAAUUGGUGAAUUACAGAAUUCUAAAUUUUAAUAUCUUCAUCAUUCUGAAAGCAGUUCAAACAGAACCAAAACAGAAAUAUUUGGCAUAAAAUUGUAAAUUUUUGUGCUUAGUUUUAUUUUUAUUCUUAAGAGCCAGCUUCUGAAAGCCGCCUAAUGUCAGGAAUUGGGAAGAGUGAUGACACAGUGCUAUUGGUGAGAAAAUCCUUCAGUUUUUUUCUCUGAUGUAGAAUUUGACUUGAUUAAAACCAUGGCUCCAGCAGUCCGCAGAAGUCAUACUUCUUGAUCUUCCAUUGUUUUGAAGCACAAGACCUUUAAACCACUGUAGGUAUGGACAAGGAAGAAAGGAAGAUCAUCAAUCAGGGUCAAGAAGAUGAAAUGGAGAUUUAUGGUUACAAUUUGAGUCGCUGGAAGCUUGCCAUAGUUUCUUUAGGAGUGAUUUGCACUGGUGGGUUUCUCCUCCUGCUCCUCUAUUGGAUGCCUGAGUGGCGGGUGAAAGCGACCUGUGUCAGAGCUGCAGUUAAAGACUGUGACGUCGUGCUGCUGAGGACUACUGAUGAAUUCAAAAUGUGGUUUUGUGCAAAAAUUCGCGUUCUUUCUUUGGAAACUCACCCAGUUUCAAGUCCAAAAUCUAUGUCUAAUAAGCUUUCAAAUGGCCAUGCAGUUUGUUUAACUGAGAAUCCCACUGGAGAAAAUAGGCACGGGAUCAGUAAAUAUUCACAGGCUGAAUCACAACAGAUUCGUUAUUUCACCCAUCAUAGUGUAAAAUAUUUCUGGAAUGAUACCAUUCACAAUUUUGAUUUCUUAAAGGGACUGGAUGAAGGUGUUUCUUGUACGUCAAUUUAUGAAAAGCAUAGUGCAGGACUGACAAAGGGGAUGCAUGCCUACAGAAAACUGCUUUAUGGAGUAAAUGAAAUUGCUGUAAAAGUGCCUUCUGUUUUUAAGCUUCUAAUUAAAGAGGUUCUCAACCCAUUUUACAUUUUCCAGCUGUUCAGUGUUAUACUGUGGAGCACUGAUGAAUACUAUUACUAUGCUCUAGCUAUUGUGGUUAUGUCCAUAGUAUCAAUCGUAAGCUCACUGUAUUCCAUUAGAAAGCAAUAUGUUAUGUUGCAUGACAUGGUGGCAACUCAUAGUACUGUGAGAGUUUCAGUUUGUAGAGUAAAUGAAGUCUACACCGGAGAACUCGUCAAAGCCAUAGUUGUUAGAACAGGAUUUAGUACUUCCAAAGGACAGCUUGUUCGUUCCAUAUUGUAUCCCAAACCAACUGAUUUUAAACUCUACAGAGAUGCCUACUUGUUUCUACUAUGUCUUGUGGCAGUUGCUGGCGUUGGAUUUAUCUAUACUAUUAUUAAUAGCAUUUUAAAUGAGGUAGAAGUUGGGGUCAUAAUUAUCGAGUCUCUUGAUAUUAUCACAAUCACUGUGCCCCCCGCACUUCCUGCUGCAAUGACUGCUGGUAUUGUGUAUGCUCAGAGAAGACUGAAAAAAAUCGGUAUUUUCUGUAUCAGUCCCCAAAGAAUAAAUAUUUGUGGACAGCUGAAUCUUGUUUGCUUUGACAAGACUGGAACUCUAACUGAAGAUGGUUUAGAUCUUUGGGGGAUUCAACGAGUGGAAAAUGCACGAUUUCUUUCACCAGAAGAAAAUGUGUGCAAUGAGAUGUUGGUAAAAUCCCAGUUUGUUGCUUGUUUGGCUACUUGUCAUUCACUUACAAAAAUUGAAGGAGUGCUUUCUGGUGAUCCACUUGAUUUGAAAAUGUUUGAGGCCAUUGGAUGGAUUCUGGAAGAAGCAACUGAAGAAGAAACAGCACUUCAUAAUCGAAUUAUGCCCACAGUGGUUCGUCCUCCCAAACAACUGCUUCCUGAAUCUACCCCUGCAGGAAACCAAGAAAUGGAGCUGUUUGAACUUCCAGCUAUUUAUGAGAUAGGAAUUGUUCGCCAGUUUCCAUUUUCUUCUGCUUUGCAACGUAUGAGUGUGGUUGCAAGGGUGCUAGGGGAUAAGAAAAUGGAUGCCUAUAUGAAAGGAGCACCCGAGGUCAUUGCCAGUCUUUGUAAACCUGAAACAGUUCCUGUAGAUUUUCAAAACGUUUUGGAAGACUUCACUAAACAGGGCUUCCGUGUGAUUGCUCUUGCACACAGAAAAUUAGAGUCAAAACUGACAUGGCAUAAAGUACAGAAUAUUAGCAGAGAUGCAAUUGAGAACAACAUGGAUUUUAUGGGAUUAAUUAUAAUGCAGAACAAAUUAAAGCAAGAAACCCCUGCAGUACUUGAAGAUUUGCAUAAAGCCAACAUUCGCACCGUCAUGGUCACAGGUGACAAUAUGUUGACUGCUGUCUCUGUGGCCAGAGACUGUGGAAUGAUUCUACCUCAGGAUAAAGUGAUUAUUGCUGAAGCAUUACCUCCAAAGGAUGGGAAAGUUGCCAAAAUAAAUUGGCAUUAUGCAGACUCCCUCACACAGUGCGGUCAUCCAUCAGCAAUUGCCUCAGAGGCUAUUCCAGUUAAAUUGGUCCAUGAUAGCUUAGAGGAUCUUCAAAUGACUCGUUAUCAUUUUGCAAUGAAUGGAAAAUCAUUUUCAGUGAUACUGGAGCAUUUUCAAGACCUUGUUCCUAAGUUGAUGUUGCAUGGCACCGUGUUUGCUCGUAUGGCACCUGAUCAGAAGACACAGUUGAUAGAAGCAUUGCAAAAUGUUGAUUAUUUUGUUGGGAUGUGUGGUGAUGGCGCAAAUGAUUGUGGCGCUUUGAAGAGGGCACACGGAGGCAUUUCCUUAUCAGAGCUCGAAGCUUCAGUGGCAUCUCCCUUUACCUCUAAAACUCCUAGUAUUUCCUGUGUGCCAAACCUUAUCAGGGAAGGCCGUGCUGCUUUAAUAACUUCCUUCUGUGUGUUUAAAUUUAUGGCAUUGUACAGCAUUAUCCAGUACUUCAGUGUGACUCUCCUGUAUUCUAUCUUAAGUAACCUAGGAGACUUCCAGUUUCUCUUCAUUGAUCUGGCAAUCAUUUUGGUAGUGGUAUUUACAAUGAGUUUAAAUCCUGCCUGGAAGGAACUUGUGGCACAAAGACCACCUUCGGGUCUUAUAUCUGGGGCCCUUCUCUUCUCCGUUUUGUCUCAGAUUAUCAUCUGCAUUGGAUUUCAAUCUUUGGGGUUUUUUUGGGUCAAGCAGCAACCUUGGUAUGAAGUGUGGCAUCCAAAAUCAGAUGCUUGUAAUGCAACCGGAAGCCUGCUUUGGAAUUCUUCACACUUAGACAAUGAAACCGAACUUGAUGAACAUAAUAUACAAAAUUAUGAAAAUACCACAGUGUUUUUUAUUUCCAGUUUUCAGUACCUCAUAGUGGCAAUUGCCUUUUCAAAAGGAAAACCCUUCAGGCAACCUUGCUACAAAAAUUAUUUUUUUGUUUUUUCUGUGAUUUUUUUAUAUGUUUUUAUAUUAUUCAUCAUGUUGUAUCCAGUUGCCUCUGUUGACCAGGUUCUUCAGAUAGUGUGUGUACCAUAUCAGUGGCGUGUAACUAUGCUCAUCAUUGUUCUUGUCAAUGCCUUUGUAUCUAUCACAGUGGAGGAGUCAGUGGAUCGGUGGGGAAAAUGCUGCUUACCCUGGGCCCUAAGCUGUGGAAAGAAGAUACCAAAGGCAAAGUACAUGUAUCUGGCGCAGGAGCUCUUGGUUGAUCCAGAAUGGCCACCAAAACCUCAGACAACCACAGAAGCUAAAGGUUUAGUUAAGGAGAAUGGAUCAUGUCAAAUCAUCACCAUAACAUAGCAGUGAAUCAGUCUCAGUGGUAUCGCUGAUAACAGUAUUCAGGAAUACAUGAUAUUAGGAGUUUCUGAUCCUGUGUGUCAGAAUGGCGCUAUUUCAGUUUAUGUCCCUUCUGAUAUAGUAGCUUAUUUGAGAGCUUUGCUCUUUCUUAAACAUGAAAACAGAAAAAGAUAUCGUCCUAAUAGUUCAAUUAACAGUCAAUCCAUAAAGUCCUGUAUCUUCAUUCAGUAACCAAAAUAUUACAUACAUUUCCAGAAUUUUCUUGGUUGUUACUCUCAGUGAUAUUCUUUAUAUUGGGUACAGGAGAAGUUUGGUAGGUUUUUCAACAAUAGUUUUUGAGACCAGUUUACCUCUUCACAUUUAUGCUCACAACCCCCUUAUUAGAAAAGUCUGUAUUUAUAUACAGGCUCUAAAUUUGUGAUUGAUUAAAAGAAAGUGAGUGUUAAUUAGCCUCCAGUGAAAAUAUAUUGAAAGCCUAUUUUCAUUUGAUUCCAAUAUUUCUUCCAAAGAAUUCUAUAUAAACAUAUGCCAAUUCCCUAAGAUGGUUUAGAGUUAGGAAUGAGUUUUUAUGGUGUUUCUUAUAGAACAACUCAGGUAAUUUCCAUUUCUGGUUUUAUAUUUUCUGUACAAACUGCCUGGGUUUUAUUUUUCUAAUCAGCAAGGUGCUUCACUGCCUUCUUGAGACGCCUCUCAAAGCUAUUAAAUGGCUCCUGUGCUAUGUGUGGUGUCAGUAGUCUAAUUUGCUUCUGUUAAAUGUUGUAGAACCUUUUUCACUAGGAAAUAAGAUUCAUUUCUUUUGGCAGUAGAUGAAGAUUCAUCUUUUACUGUUUCUUCAAAUGUGUUUCUGUCAGGCUUUGUGUUAUUUUAAAUGGUUUUUAAAAUUUUCUUCUGUGUUUUCAAUUACCUAAAGACAUAGGAUAAUAGUUUUUUUAAGUUAGAAUUUUACCUCAUAAAAUUUUUUUGAGGUUUGAUGUGUGUCUCUGUCUUACCAAUAAUGAGGCUUAAAAAAUAUUGGAUUUGAAUGGCUGCCAUUUUUUCAAAGCAAUAUGAAUUUGAUGAGUUUGUUUUAUGCCAUUAGGUGGCGCCAGAGGUCAGAGCAUGUCUGUUUUGAUUUGGAUUGUUACAAAUAAGCAUAUUUGAUGUGGAAAUUUCUGGGAGACAAAAAAAUUGAGGAAAUAAAGUUAAAAAAUUGACAUUCAUUGAGCCAAAAGAAAUGUGGAGAAGCAUUUUUCACCUUUCUGUUUGGCCUGAUUAACAUUUAAAUUCUUGCCAAAAUUAAGGUAACUUUAAAAAAAUGCCUUUUGUAGGUAGGAUCCAGCAGUUUGGCAAUGCCCACAGUUAUCGCCACACAGAAAACUGAUAGUGCUGUGAAAUGGACACUAAACUAUUAAACCAGCGUGCCAUUGCUCUCUGUUCUUCCAUAGCCAGUAACAUGCUUGCUCGUGCUUUCUACUUCUAGCGAUCAUUCUUUUCCCAGUAUAUAUUUACAAAUUUACCAAAUUUUACCUAGAAUUUUAGGACCAAAUGGUUCUCACUCUUUAUGCUGCAAAGACCUGGAUGAUGUUUGGUAACUAUAGAAAAAUAGAAGUUACACUCAGGAUCACUGUUACUGCUAUUGCCACUGAUGAUUCCUGCAAAAAUAUAAUCGAAGUUUUCCAUCAAAUGUAUAAUAUGCUAUUAAUACAUAUUAGAUGAUGACAAUUGUUCCAUGAAUGAUUCUAUGAAGCUAUGCAUCUUAGACCUCUUGAGCUGUGAAUUAGCACUAUUUUCUAUAGUUACUUAUUCUCUGGAUCAUUUUAUAAUUUCCAUAUUAAUUUCAAAUAUGCUCGUGUUAUUCUUCAGUGAUUUCCACAAUUGUGCAUUUUAUUCUUUGGUUUAAGUACUGAAGCAUAUAAUGAAAGUAAUUGCUAAGUAGCAGCUUAAAAAUUCAAUUAUCAGAUUGUAUUUAACAUCUUUAAGAGCAUGAUCAUAAAGAGCUAUUUUCGACACCCCCCUCCCCACUUUUUUAACAUUUAGAGUUAAUAAGGGUUUUAUAUUUCAUCUGUCCAUAUUGUUUUCAAAGGAAUGAGGUGUUUAGGUAGGUGGAAAAGCAUUUGUAGGAAGCUAGAUUUGAAUAUAGAGAAGGUGGGUUAUUCACGUUGAGAAUGUUAUUUGAAGAACGCCUGUGAAGCCAGGUGUGGGUUCUACUCAGUGCCAUAGAUAGACUGAGUCUUCUCUUGUAGGUCACCAUUACAUAGUAAUUUUGAUUCUGAAUUUCACAUUAAAUUAUUUGAGUUUAUACAGACCUAAAUUUUAAAAUCUGUACAUAUAUUAUUUUGAUGUAUUAAGAUGAAUAAAUAUUGCUGAUUUAAAUUUUAUUUAUGCACAUACUUAAAGGACAGAAAUGUCUGGGAAAGUAAUUGUUAAAUAAUGAUAUGUAACUUUUUAACUUUUUAAAUAAAUAACAAGAUUUUUAAUGUGUGUCUCCCUCAGGGUUGUUUAAAGUUUUUUUUCUCCCUCAAGUUUAAAUAGUGGUAACUAUAUGUUUUGUAUCUUCUAGCACCAACUGCUGUAAAGCAAUGCUGCAAAUAAUGCUUGAAUAAAAGUGGCUAAGCCAACAACAAAAUAAAUACUUUUUAUAGUAGUUUUGUAAUCCUUAAAUUCGAAAGCUUUCCAAAUUGCACUUGCAUCUAAACAAAACUGUUGCAGUUUUUACUCUAUUUAUUUUGUUCCCCAUGUUUGUGAAAGUCCUGCACAGUUUCAAAGGCAUGGUAAAUAAUAUAUCAAUGUUUAUGUAGUCUGUUACAAAAACAGCUAUAGAUAACAUUAUCCAGUGAAAAGCAAAAUUCAAGCUUUAGAAAAUACUCAUGCAUGCAAUUUUGACAUAUCUAAAAAUAGAUUUUUAUAUAUUUAUGGUGGGAGGUGGUUGGGAACUUUCAACAAAAUGGGGUGUUAAUUUUUGUACAGUCUGUGGGCAUUUACACAUUUUUAAUGUAUUAAAAUUUGGUAAUUAUGUGUACAUUAAAUUAAUAAAAUAGCUACUUCUGGUUAUGAUUUGUGAAUUCCCUAAGACCUUGGAUUUUUUUAAGUAACUUUAUAUCAGAAAUGAUACUGCAUCUUUAUAUUUUUAAAACUGUAUUGCUGCUCAAGAAUGGUACCCUCUUGUCAAAAAGGCACACAUUCAUAAUUGUACAUUCAGCAUUGUAAAUAAUCUGAUGAAACCUUUUUUGAUCGAAGCUAUUCAAAAUAAAAAUUUUAAUGAUGAAAUAA
Molecule: messenger RNA, 7054 nt
Organism: Mandrillus leucophaeus (drill)
Lineage: Eukaryota; Metazoa; Chordata; Mammalia; Primates; Cercopithecidae
Gene: ATP13A3
Product: ATPase type 13A3
Exons: 32
Coding region: 398-3808 (1136 amino acids)
Biological process (GO): polyamine transmembrane transport; intracellular calcium ion homeostasis
Cellular component (GO): late endosome membrane
Molecular function (GO): P-type ion transporter activity; ATPase-coupled monoatomic cation transmembrane transporter activity; ATP hydrolysis activity
Source: RefSeq, a predicted model, not a curated record